AUUCUUACUCCUCAAAAUCACUGUUCACUAUAAGUUCAUCGUUUCGUUGUGACAUUGACAUUUCGCUAUCUUUUUCGCUCGUGUACUGUUGGUUCAAUUUUUCCGAAGUGACGGAUCUGCAAUCACAACAAUAUCCAUUUUGAACUAUGGCUGCUUUAGCAAACAAGGGAUCUGCACUGGUAUCGACUCUGCUGACCCAGGCCCGACCAAAAUUCAACGUUUUUCUUAAAUAUGCCAAAGUAGAACUCACGCCGCCAACCCCAGGAGAUAUCCCGGCUAUUCGAAAUGGCAUUGCCCGGAUCAUCUCUGGAGCUCGCACCGGAGCAUGGAAAAACCUGACCGUCAAAGAGGCAUGGUUAAACUCGCUAGUUACGGCAGAGGUGUUUUUCUGGUUCUAUGUAGGCGAGUGCAUUGGCAAGCGUCAUCUCGUUGGUUAUAAAGUUUGAACGAAUUUAGUGGAAAACAAUUUGAGUUAGUUGCAAUCGAUAGCCAGGACAUCGGCAUAAAAGAAGAAAGUACACAAAUACAUACUACAAAAAGCGAAGCGAAAA
This is a messenger RNA of Malaya genurostris, 551 nucleotides long. RefSeq names its product ATP synthase subunit g, mitochondrial (gene ATPsynG). Gene Ontology annotation, molecular function: proton transmembrane transporter activity. Gene Ontology annotation, biological process: proton motive force-driven ATP synthesis. The transcript has 3 exons. The record is from RefSeq and is a predicted model, not a curated record. Bases 147 to 446 code for a protein of 99 amino acids. NCBI's taxonomy places the organism in Eukaryota, Metazoa, Arthropoda, Insecta, Diptera, Culicidae.